AGCGCUAAGCCUGCUGAGGCUGCUCCCGCUGAGGAGUCCAAGCCCGUCGACGUCGCCACCUCUACUCCUGUUCAAGCUGCUGCAUGAAGUGCUUCCCGCAAGGAAGUCGAGUAUGAGAAAUGGUGGGACCAGCGAUAUUCGUAUCCUAACCCUUCAACUACUCGAUGAUCAGUCGUUCUGGAAAAUGAAAAGCCCGGAAAAGAAAAAAAUACAACCAAUGAUUGUUACUUUUUGUGUCUAAUUGAUGUUCCCACUGGCACCAUGUUGGUAUCCCUCUCCCUGUGCAAGGCGAGGUCUGCCAAGAUGAGUGUCAAUGAUACCCUCUGCUGCUUUGGCGGUCAUUUCCGAGCCCGGAUGUCUAUUGCGUGUCCGGUGCUGCGUUUCAUUCCUUUAUGAUAUGCGUUCCGCAAGGAUACCCAACUGGCCUUGUGUGUUCAUGUUGUGCGCCGUCCAAACUAGAUUGAUACCACUUGUUGCUGUUUAUUGCUUGCUCUUUGAUGUUCUCAUGUUGCUGUUUGAUGCUUUUGUCUUGAUACCCUACUGGGAGGAAGGGUGCUUUUUGCCAGCUGGACGGGGAGUUCCCUCCACUCAAAUUGGCCCGAACCGUCGACUACCAUGGCUACAUGGUGACAGCGUGCUGAUAGCGCCAUGUAUACAUGGCACAGCAUCAUGAGGUAAUACUUAAUAGAAUCCACGUAUUGUUA
Molecule: messenger RNA, 704 nt
Organism: Aspergillus piperis CBS 112811
Lineage: Eukaryota; Fungi; Ascomycota; Eurotiomycetes; Eurotiales; Aspergillaceae
Exons: 1
Coding region: 314-673 (119 amino acids)
Source: RefSeq, a predicted model, not a curated record